Messenger RNA from Lineus longissimus, 3766 nucleotides. RefSeq names its product PSME3-interacting protein-like. The transcript has 6 exons. NCBI's taxonomy places the organism in Eukaryota, Metazoa, Nemertea, Pilidiophora, Heteronemertea, Lineidae. The record is from RefSeq and is a predicted model, not a curated record. The coding region runs from base 80 to 844 and encodes 254 amino acids. Gene Ontology annotation, cellular component: nucleus.
CACUGGCCUACCACAUAUCAAUACUUGUGUUUGUCUCUAUAUCUCACAGAAUCCGUCUUUUGAGAUAAAGAUAGUCACGAUGAGUUUUGGAAGUGGAGAUUCUAGUGGUGUUCUAAAUACGUUCCAGAAAAAAUUUGUAUCGCAGGAUGAUUUGGAUGAAAAAAGAAAGAAAAGACAGGAGGAAUGGGAGAAAGUCAGAAAGCCAGAAGAUCCAAAAGAGGCUCCAGAAGAGGAAUAUGACAACAGGUCAUUAUUUGAGAGGCUUGAGGAACAGAAGAACAAGAAAGAGGAAGAAUAUCAGGAACAAUGGGCUUUGAAAAAUCAGGUUAAAGGUCUUGAAGAAGAUGAGGUGGAGUUCUUAGAUUUUGUAUCAAAACGACAAGAAGAGUUAGACAAGGAGAGGUUGAAUGAAGACAGAGAGGUCCUCAAUGAAUACAGAAGUGCCAUAGCUACUGAAAACUUAGAAAAAGUGAACUCUGAUAGGAAGGCGUCGGAGUCCAAAGCUUCAAGAUCUGCUUCACAAGGGAAGAGAUCUCAACAUGCAUUGUUAAUGGGUGCUGUGAAAAGGAAAAGUACACUCUCGAACGAUGAACUUCAUGAAGAUAAAACUGACGAAAAUCCCGAGAAAAAGCAAAAGAUAUCUGAGAACAUGGUGGGUACCAGUCCCACAUCCAGUGCACUUGCAAAUAAUGGUUUUGCAAAAAUAAUUGGGAUCUUACCUGGAUUGGGAGCAUACGAUGACAGCAGUGAUGAAAAAGACAGUAGUUCAGACUCCACAUCUGAUGAUGAAGAGGGACUUGGUUUAAUGGCUCCAAGGAAAGUGGUGAUAGCUCACCAACAGUGAAGCUGACUUGGGAGGUACUUUGAUCUGUAGAUUUGUCACCUUAUGGAAGUUGAUAUAGACCUAGGGCCUGUUUAAAUUUUUGAAAAACUUUCAAAAGUUCGUUAAACGUUGGAACUGGAAAGAUACAGAGACUAGUCUACCCUUCAAUGUUGACAUUGUUUCUGACAUAUUAUCAGUGAUUUACUGAAAGCCAGAAUAGAGACAAACACUAACGUGAAUCCCUUUUACAGAUAUACUCGGCAAGACCACCAUUGAUUUUUUAAGCCUUUUAGCAGUUCAAUUGUCAAUGUUUGACUGCGACGCAUCAAAUACUGCGUGGGGUUGUGAAUCUGAUAUUUUGAUAUGAUAUUCCGGACAGUCGGGCAAGUAAAUGGUGAUAAGUAAACUGGUAGUUGACCACGGAUAUUUUUUGGAUAAUCGACAAAUUGGACAGACAUUGAUAUUUCCACUCUUUUCAGCCAACUGGCAGAAAAAUCUCAAAACACGCCCCCUAUUACCAAAUUAGCAAAAUUCAAAAUUAAUUUUUUCAUCAAAUAAUUUCUUAAUAUCUGUAGACUUGCCACUGCAAAUAUUUUUUCAAUACCUCUCCAGAUAUGUACUUGAGAGUUAAAAACAUGCACUCGUGUAAUUGAUAGGCCUGCCCUCAAACCUAUGAAUAUUCAUUGGUGGUAUUGUCUCUGAUGCACGGUUAGCAUAGGGAGCAUUCAUUAAGUAUCGCUUGAUUACUUAGUGAAUGGUGAAUUAGUGAAACGCUGACAUGGCUCACAGGUGGGAAAGUGGCACGGGAAUCAGCUAAAAACCUCGCAGUGGGGUGUCAUCAGAACAAAGUCAAGUUUAUCGCAUAUAAGUUCCGGCUCAUGUGCAAUACGAGUAUGAUUCCCUUGAUUAUCACGGUAAUCAUUUAAGCAUUUAAGAAUUUUCAAAUUUGUUCAGAAAUAGUUCUUGGGUUGUGUAUGUACGCAAGACUAUAUUCCCCCCCCCCCCCCCCCCCCCUGUAGGUAUAGUGUACAGUUUUUCAUAGACCCCCCUCCCGUCAGUGCUUACGUACUUAAUGGAUGCUCCCAUAUCUUGCUUGCUUGUUUAUUUUCAGAAAAAUAUGUAAGCAGGGAUUAGGCAUUUGUUUGAAUAUGCAAGGUACAACUUUUUAUAGUGCAUUUUGAAAUAAAUUCUUGUGUACUUCUUUCUGUACGUAGACCAGAAUGAAGUCUUGUUAGUCUAUUGGCCAGCACGCCAAAAAAAUCGAAAUUCGCUUUUGAGCUGUUUUGAAUUUUUUGCUUUAGUAAAGUUCUAAGUUGUUAGGUUGCCAUGUCGGAGGGAAUGAAAAAUAAAUUUUGGCAAAAUUUGUGUACUUUAAAUAGAAGUAUUCUUGUCUUGAUUAAACUUUCAUACAGUAUUCUGAAUUCUGACUGUUCUUGUGUUAAGCAUUCUUAUAAAUUCUGCUGUGAUGCGACCUUCUAGAAUCCAAUCUUAUGAUGACAAAUUGCUCUUGAAUCAUGUUGGGUGCUUUCGGCGGGAAUAAAAAAACUAGUGAAUUUGUUCUUUUUAUACGCCCGUCGCAAGACGGAUGUAUUAUGGUAUAGGCCUGUAGUGCGUUGUUCGUCUAGGCUAUAACUUUAGAACUGCUAGAGAUUUCACUCUCAUUUUUGGUUAGUAGGGGAGUCUAUACAAUACCGCAGUGUCCAUCGUAGGCAUCUGUAUCCUGUAUCAAAAACAGUGGCACGUUUCUCAACCGCUUGAGCUAUGAACUUAAAACUUUGUACACCGAACCCCCCACGUCAGGUGACUUCAGACGCUGAAUUUUGGUCCGAUCCGAUUCCUGGCUUGGCCACUAUGGGGCCAAAAGUGGCAAUGAAGUCGUGGUCAGUGGUUGGAUGAUGUGGACGGGCAUGGUGAACAUUUACUGCCAGGAUGUUUGAAUAACGGAGGCAAGACUGUGUACAGUGUAUCGUUUCUGCUGAUACGUGGCCUUGCAAUCACUAAAGGAAUGGCACAAAUCGUAGUUUAUCGUGAUUGUGUCUUUAUUUCGGCCCGGCUUGUCGAGCACCCCAUCCGGUCUCACUCGACAGUUUUUGUCAUCAACACGCAUGGCCGAGAACGAACCACAGGCCCCCCGAGGUUACCCUUAACCAGCAACUGGAGAAUACAAUACACCUUGGGAGCGUAUGAUCAGCCCCGGCCAUACGCUAACAUACAAAAUUACUUGUACUAUGGGCGGUUUUAUCCGCAAUAAAUGGAGGUUGCAAUUUUUAUAUGGACGUUACCAAUUUUAUAAGGAGGUUGCAAAUUUGGGUGGUUAAAUUAAAGACGUUAGAAUUUAUGACAUUAACAAAUUUAAGACGUUAGUAAUUAUAGACAUGGCGAUUUACGAUGAAGACCAAUGUCGUCCUUACAGACGUGGUUUGAUACAGACUUUGUGUUAUACAGUCGUAUGUUUAACAGCUGUUGGGUGGCGCUCGUGUCGGAAAUGAAGGGAGUAGUUCUUGCAUGCUUGGAGAACAUGAAUGCAUUCUCGGUUCUGGGUGAUAGAAUUGAAAGAGUCGUCGGUGAAAUCAAAUUUGCUAUUGAGCAUGAAUCUGAAAUUGACGAUGCUGUCGAUUUUCAAUUAGAAAGUGUCGUGCGUGACAGUAUUGAUUUGUGUGUUGGAAAUGAAACCACAGAAAAUAUUUCGACCCUUCUUGCUGAAAUUCACAGAGUAUUUCGUGGUAUUAUCAAUGAUCAGCAAAGUGACGCCGGUGGGACUGCUGCUGCCCAACCCCCAAGAAAUAUUUCGCAAGGGCCUAGCGGUGGAAGACCUCGUUUUGAUAUCCCUAGGGAACAGAUGCAAUAUCUUUUGGGUAAGUGUCCGAGAUUUUUCGAUAGGCCUCGGCCUAUAUAACUAUAAUAAGAAGAAUAGGCUAGGCCAAAAGCUAGCUUAAAAAGAGA